AGGGAGUGCAGGUGGACCUUCCUCGGGGGACGGGAAACAAGCACGCCUACCAAGGAGGACUAAGUGGAGGAGGGAGGCAGUGUGGUACGGGGAAGAGGCAAGAUACCAUUUUGUGCAUUCAUGCAAAAGGGUCAUUGGAUGAAUGGCACUGGAAUGAAGUGAUCCUGGGGAUUUGAUGCCCAGCACGGUUCAUGUCCGAUCCAAACCGAUUUAAAACCAGCUGCCUGUUGUGGCCAAGGCACCUUGAGAGGAAACGCCAUUUCCCUCUUGCAUUGGUGGGGUGUUGUGGUCCCUCGGCCCCCUAUAACUCCAUGGUCUGCACCGCUGGUAGAAGACGGCGGUCCCCUUUAUGACCUCGCUGGGUGCGGACGACAACCUCUGACUGGGAUCAUGCUGCGGAUGAAUGUUUUAGGCCCCAGUCUGUCAUUUGGACUAGCAAGCACAGCCUUGGCUUCUGAAUGAAGGUCCAGCCAAUAUAAGAAACCAAUGUGUGAGGCUAGAGGCAGAAGUUGACUUGAAGUCAAGUCACAUUUGGUCUGAAACCAGUUUUCAUUCUACGGAUGUGCUUACACAGUAUGCCACUCCGACACAUUUACUAAUAAAUUGUUAUAGAGUCUCUGAAGAUAUGCGCUUGAUAAUGGCUUUACCUACAUCUCUAUGCAGGAGCACGUUCUUUGCUAAAAUCACUAUCGUUUGGUUCUUCAAAGAUUGCUGAAGAAUGUUUCUACAGACAGACCCUUAACCAUAGACCUACAAAGAUGGGAAAAUGGCAGAAGCCAAAGAGUUAACAGGAAGACUGUCUUUCUCCAGUACCAGUAUUUUGUACUGUGAUGGCAUGCAACGAGACUCCUACAGAUGUUUUUGCUGGCCUGAAUGCAAGCACCCCAUUUGUAGGCUCCCAUUUCACAACCUUGACUCUCCCACUCAGGAUACUCUUGGCCACAAUAAUGCUAUUCAUGAUUGCCAUUGGAUUCUUAGGCAAUGCCAUCGUCUGCCUCAUUGUCUACCAAAAACCAGCCAUGCGUUCAGCUAUCAACUUGCUUUUGGCUACUUUGGCUUUCUCCGACAUCAUGCUGUCUUUGUUCUGCAUGCCUUUUACUGCCAUUACGAUCCUUACAGUGAACUGGAACUUUGGUGCUCACUUCUGCCGGAUAUCAGCUAUGCUCUACUGGUUCUUCGUCUUGGAAGGAGUGUCUAUACUCUUGAUAAUAAGUGUGGACCGUUUCUUAAUCAUUGUCCAGAGACAUGACAAACUGAACCCACACCGUGCAAAAGUCAUUAUUGCCAUUUCGUGGGCCUUCUCUUUCUGUAUAUCUUUCCCCUCAAUGGUUGGAUGGACGUUUGUAGAAGUCCCAAGUCGGGCUCCCCAAUGUGUCCUAGGAUACACAGAGUUUCCUGCUGACAGAGCUUAUGCUGUGAUGUUAGUUGUGGCUGUUUUCUUCAUCCCUUUCAGCAUCAUGUUGUACUCGUACCUUUGUAUUCUGAAUACUGUGCGUCGGAACACCAUCAGGAUCCACAACCACACCGAGAGCGUGUGCUUGAGUCAGGUGAGCAAACUGGGCCUCAUGGGUCUGCAGAAGCCCCCUCAGAUGAAUGUUGACAUGAGUUUCAAGACCAGGGCCUUCACUACCAUUCUCAUUCUGUUUGUUGGCUUCUCUCUCUGCUGGCUUCCACACACAGUAUUUAGCCUGAUGUCUGUGUUCAGCAGACAAUUCUACUAUAGCCCCUCUUUCUACAUCACCAGCACCUGUGUGUUGUGGAUGAGUUACCUCAAGUCAGUGUUCAAUCCCAUCAUCUACUGUUGGAGAAUCAAGAAAUUCCGAGAGGCGUGUCUGGAGUUCAUGCCCAAAACAUUUAAGAUCUUUCCUAAAGUGCCUGGACGGACAAAAAGAAGAAUAAGGCCAAGUGCCAUAUAUGUCUGCAAUGAACACCAGUCUGCAGUUUAGAAGGAAACCAUAAGCAUUAUUAGAAAGAAGAAACAGGAUAUUUUAAUUUAGCAGCAAUGUGUUUCUCCAAUCACUACUCAUGACACCAUCCUGCAAGUUUUAUGUAUUAACUGUACAGCAAAAUUGAAUGUUUGAGUGUGUGCAUUACCAAUUCAGUUAUAGCACUUACUAUACUGCCAAUAAACAAAAGCCUGUAUCA
Messenger RNA from Hemicordylus capensis (graceful crag lizard), 2145 nucleotides. It is a transcript of the gene GPR45, whose product is annotated as G protein-coupled receptor 45. The transcript is spliced from 3 exons. NCBI's taxonomy places the organism in Eukaryota, Metazoa, Chordata, Lepidosauria, Squamata, Cordylidae. Gene Ontology annotation, biological process: G protein-coupled receptor signaling pathway. Gene Ontology annotation, molecular function: G protein-coupled receptor activity. The record is from RefSeq and is a predicted model, not a curated record. Gene Ontology annotation, cellular component: membrane. The coding region runs from base 831 to 1946 and encodes 371 amino acids.